AUGACAAAACUCCAAUUACAUGAUAUUAGUCUUCUCGACAAAUACACAUGUAUGUAUGAAUCAUAUUUGUAUGAUAUUCCACAGAGAAGCGAAUAUGUGCAAUGGAUAUCUGCUUAUCUCAUGAAAAUUCCAAUUAUUGGAGAAACCUGUACAGACAGAUGGAAAAAAGAAGCUACUGGAGAAAUCCAGCAAACAAGUCUUUCUUAUGCAACAAAAAUUUCAAAAGAAGAAAUUGAUAGAAUCUGUCAAGACAUAUAUAAACAACAAAAGCUUAAAACAAUAAGCAAAGAUUGUUGUCGCAUUCUCUCUGAUUUCAAAAACUUUGAUAUUGGAAAGAAAAUUUAUACUAAGAAAAAGUAUACAAACAAAAAGAAAUACAAAUCUUUUUGGAAAAAGAAAAGAAGAAAAUUUUCACCAGGAAAAUACUUCAAAAAACCUUCAAAAGAAACACCUAAGAAGACUACUUCCUGUCCGCAAGGAAAGAAAAAAUGUAGGUGUUGGAUCUGCAAUGAAGAAGGACACUACGCCAACGAAUGUUAA
Molecule: messenger RNA, 540 nt
Organism: Lactuca sativa (garden lettuce)
Lineage: Eukaryota; Viridiplantae; Streptophyta; Magnoliopsida; Asterales; Asteraceae
Source: RefSeq, a predicted model, not a curated record